AUGGAAUGUGCAGGAGAGGAGGGUUCCUCAAAUGCCCAACUCGAUUUGGACUUAACUCUGCGUCCGCCGGGACCAACAGCAGAGGAAAUAGAAAGGGAGCUUUCCUCUUUUCUUUCUUCCUUUGGAAAUAGGGGAGUGACCUCAAGUGUACUCCAAAAUACUAAGAUUAAGCUACAAUUGGAUGUCGCGUCCCCCGCGAAGCUUUUGAAGAUCCGGGAACUUCUGCGGGAUCUCCAAAGCAGACCGGUUCCUGCUUUCCAAGCGAGAGAUGCUUUAUUGAAAGCUCUCGCCCGACGGGAGAGGGACCAGACGCGUGAUCCAUGA
This is a messenger RNA of Lactuca virosa, 324 nucleotides long. NCBI's taxonomy places the organism in Eukaryota, Viridiplantae, Streptophyta, Magnoliopsida, Asterales, Asteraceae. The record is from the annotation of a GenBank genome assembly.